Candoia aspera is the source of this 2879-nucleotide messenger RNA. RefSeq names its product NECAP endocytosis associated 1 (gene NECAP1). The transcript is spliced from 8 exons. Gene Ontology annotation, cellular component: membrane; clathrin vesicle coat. Gene Ontology annotation, biological process: endocytosis. NCBI's taxonomy places the organism in Eukaryota, Metazoa, Chordata, Lepidosauria, Squamata, Candoiidae. The record is from RefSeq and is a predicted model, not a curated record. The coding region runs from base 50 to 886 and encodes 278 amino acids.
GCGCCGCCCCUUCCGGCCGCGGCGCCUCUCGCGUUCAGCUGUCGGGGCGAUGGCGGCGGCCGAGGCGGAGUACGAGUCGGUGCUCUGCGUGAAGCCCGAGGUCAGCGUCUUCCGCAUCCCGCCGCGGGCCUCCAACCGCGGCUACCGGGCCUCUGACUGGAAGCUGGACCUGCCAGACUGGACAGGACGCCUCCGUGUUACCUCUAAAGGGAAAAUUGCCUAUGUAAAGCUAGAGGACAAAGUUUCAGGGGAGCUCUUUGCCCAGGCUCCAAUUGAUCAGUAUCCUGGCAUUGCAGUGGAGACAGUGAACGAUUCAAGCCGGUAUUUUGUCAUCCGGAUUCAGGAUGGAAACGGGCGCAGCGCCUUCAUUGGCAUUGGCUUUGGAGACAGGGGAGAUGCCUUUGACUUCAACGUGGCCCUGCAGGACCACUUCAAGUGGGUGAAACAAGAGACCGAAAUCUCCAAGGAGUCCCAGGAGUUGGACAGCCGGCCCAAGCUUGACCUUGGUUUCAAGGAAGGGCAGACCAUUAAACUAAACAUUGGGAACAUGCCCACCAAGAAAAGUGGGUUGGCCAAGCCCCGCCCUGCUGGAUCCGGGGGACUCAGCCUACUCCCGCCACCGCCGGGGGGGAAGACGGCCCCUCCUCCCAUUCCACCUCUUUCUUCAACCGCCAUUUCUAACCAUGUAACUCCACCCCCAGUGCUGAAAUCCAGCGAUGCUGGCAACACAGAUGUCCUACUAGACUUUGAUUUGCCGCCUCCCACUUCAAAGGGGCCCACACCUGCUGUAGUUCCAACCACUGCAGACCUCUGGGGAGAUUUCAACACUGCACCCAGCGCAGUUCCCAGCCAGUCUCCUCAGCCGUCGAACUGGGUUCAGUUCUGAAGAAGUGGAACGGAGGAGAUGGGAAUGGACCAACGACCAGGGCUGAUGGGCCCACGUGGGAUGGGAGUUACCCGACGUCCUUGGCUCUUCAGUCAAAUCCUAAUUUCCAGACAAUCCUCCUGUUUUUGUUUUUGUUGAUGUUCCACUGCAUUGGCACCCAUAGCAUUUUAUCUCAUGCAGCAGAAUUGCAAAACCCUGUUGGGACCUUGUUCAGAAUUCUGCCCUCUGGUAGUUUUGUGAGAGUGAGGAAGGGUAGCUCAAAUCCAGGCUCUUGCUUCUGGUUAGCCCCUGCGGUUGGGAGGGGGACCAGAUGCUGCUUUUCACUUGGGGUGUCUGGCCAGGCUUAGUUUCCCUUCUCUGGACCUCUGGGGCAAUCCUGGCCUCAGCUGCAGCAGCUGGUCCAGUGGCCUGAGGAGGUCUAUGCCCUGGCAAGGCAGCUGGUCCUGGCGGGCAGGUGGAAGGCCAAAGCUGCUUCUGUAGAAGUCCUCCUGGAGACCUCUGCUCUCUGUGGGACUGGUUGCUGGUUGGAGUACCUUUGUGGUCAUCCUAAUCCAGCUUUCCCUCAAAUGUUAUUUCUUCUUUCCUCUCAGUCAGUAGCCAGGACCUCUGGAUCUGUUUUCUGUUUUGUAUUUGGCGAGCACCUGCAAUUUCCGUGGCUCUAGUAAUGGACUCAGUCGCUUUCCCCAGCUUGGUUCCAGUAGGAAGAGAACCUCCAUCAUUGGAAGGAGUGGUAAUGUCCGAGAGACCCUCCUGCUCCCAUCUUUUGUAGAUCCCAGCAGCAGAUCUUCUUCUAGGGCUCCUCACUUCUGAACCCAGCUAGCUGCAGCUCCUGCACUGGAGACGGGCUGUCUGGCGUGCCUUUAGCAGAUGAUUUAUCCCCACAAGGAGAAGUGCUGUCCACUCACUGAUCAAAGGAGCAGGACCUUUCAGCUCUGCCCCCUGCCAAGAAGGGUUUGACUUCUGAGCAGAACUUUCUGGCCAGUAUGCUUUGUAGCCUGAUCGCCCGUUCCAGGCAAAUAUUACCGAAUCAGGAAGUCAUUUUUGGCAGCGCCUCUUCUUUCCGCCUGCCUGCCUGGUCUGGCUCCGAUCCCUCUUUUAGGACUGGGGUGGGUUUCCCUCCCCCUUGCUGUUGGUGAGCUAGAAUGGCUCUAAGACACCUGCUUUGCUUGACUCCCUGGUCGCAAGACCGUUUUGUUGUUGUGCUCUAGGUCCGUAUGUUUUGCAGUGGGCUCGUGACACCCGUGGGCAGUGAUAAAUACGCUGUAAUACUGGCUCUAGCCUGUGCGUGUCCUCAGUGACUCCGUGGUUUGGUGCUUCCACCGUGGGUAAUUUUAAGUGAGUAAGGCACAUCCAGGUAGUCCCUCAAUGUUUUGUCUCUCUUCAGGUCCCACCAUUUCUUGAUCUCUUUUGCAGGGGAGCAGAGGGGAUCUGCUCCAUUUGUUGUCAGGAAGAAGACAGUAAGGAAUUAAAUGCACUUUUGAAAAAUAAAAAUGGGUGCCUGCUUGGUAAGGCUAUCUGUAACCCCCCACCCCCCACAACUUACCCCUUGAACUUUUUUCUGUCUCCUGCAGCCAGCAGCUGGUGAUGCUGGGCUGCAGGUCCCAAAGGCCAUGAUUCCCGUGAAAAGCGGGAGUUGUGGCCCCACUCAGCUGGAAGGGGUCAGGUUGAGCCCCCGGCUUCACACUCCUUUCGCCCUGCAAGGCCCUGCGAGCGGGCCGAGAGUUUCGGAACUGGCUGAAUCUUCUCGGUCAGUGGCAGGUCUCUGGUCAUUUCCACAACCUCAUGUUCGUACCUCAGACAAUUACGUAACUUCCUAAGUUGACUAAUCAGGAGGUGGUCCCUCUGUGUGCGUGUUUUCUUACAGCUAGUAUUAUCUAAAUAAUAUAUUAUGUAUUGUCACAAACAGAAGUAAUAUUCAUCUAUAUGUGUAUAUAAAGUAUACGAUGUACUGGUUCGAUAAUAGCAAAUAAAAUGAGAACUAAAGUUGGGAAAA